Molecule: messenger RNA, 2269 nt
Organism: Solanum dulcamara
Lineage: Eukaryota; Viridiplantae; Streptophyta; Magnoliopsida; Solanales; Solanaceae
Product: pyridoxine/pyridoxamine 5'-phosphate oxidase 1, chloroplastic-like
Exons: 13
Coding region: 144-1583 (479 amino acids)
Biological process (GO): pyridoxine biosynthetic process
Cellular component (GO): mitochondrion
Molecular function (GO): FMN binding; NAD(P)HX epimerase activity; pyridoxamine phosphate oxidase activity
Source: RefSeq, a predicted model, not a curated record
UAAAGUUUAUCUAGAGGUUUCAUGUGUAAAGAGGGAGGCCAAAAUAAAUACUGUAUUAAAUUAGGAAUAAAAGAUGGCCAAUAUUUGGGAAGAAGUAGCCAGAGGUCUUUGUUAAUUGUGUAUAAUAUUCGGAGCUUUAUAAAAUGCUUCCGUUGUUGCGCAAAUGCAAAAGAAUGUCAUGUCUGGUCACCCCAAUAUUACUUCCUUCUUCAGCUGCUGUUUCCGUCCGUAAUUUCAAGCCUACUCACUCUUCACAUCAUCUUCUUCUUCCGAGCUUGUUGGGUUUAAGACGCAAGAUUGAAUUUUGGGGUUCGGUGAGAGGAAUGGCAACGAAAAUGGAUAGCAUUCAGCAAAACCCAGACUCCAUUUCGUAUCUAAACCAGAAAGAAGCUGCCGAAAUUGAUGAGAUACUGAUGGGCCCUCUUGGUUUCAGUGUUGAUCAACUUAUGGAACUGGCUGGCUUGAGUGUUGCCGCUGCAAUCGCAGAGGUCUACAAACCAAAUGAGUACAGUCGCGUGCUUACUAUUUGCGGUCCUGGAAAUAAUGGCGGUGAUGGUCUUGUAGCCGCCCGUCAUCUAUAUCACUUUGGCUAUAAACCAUUCAUAUGUUACCCUAAGCGUACUGCUAAGCCUCUUUAUAAUGGCUUGGUAACUCAGCUCGAGUCGCUGUCAGUUCCUUUCUUGUCAUUGGAAGAUUUGCCAAAGGACUUGUCUGACAGCUUUGAUAUUCUUGUGGAUGCAAUGUUCGGAUUCUCGUUCCAUGGUAGCCCAAGGCCACCUUUUGAUGACUUAAUUCAGAGACUGGUGGCACUAAAGAUUAAUGAAGAUACGCAUCAGAAACCACCUGCCAUCAUCUCUAUAGAUAUUCCAUCUGGAUGGCAUGUGGAAGAAGGGGAUCUAAGUGGUGAAGGUAUUAAACCUGACAUGCUGGUUUCUCUAACUGCCCCUAAAUUGUGUGCCAAAAGGUUUUCUGGCUCGCACCACUUUUUAGGUGGCAGAUUUGUUCCACCAUCCAUCAGAAGAAAAUUUAACCUCCAAUUACCAGCAUAUCCUGGCACUGCUAUGUGCGUCCGUAUUGGAAAGCCCCCAAAAAUUGACAUAUCAUCUCUGAGGGAGAACUAUAUAUCUCCUGCGUUGCUUGAGGAAGAGGUUGUCGCUGACCCUUUUGAUCAGUUCCAAAAAUGGUUUGAUGAUGCAAUGGUGGCAGGCUUGAAGGAACCAAAUGCCAUGGCCUUGUCAACAACUGGCAAAGAUGGCAAGCCUUCAUCAAGGAUUGUAUUGCUGAAAGGGUUUGACAAGGAUGGUUUUGUCUGGUACACCAAUUAUAAAGGAAGAAAGGGUCAACAAAUAGCUGAAAAUCCUCAUGCUGCACUCCUCUUUUACUGGGAUGAUUUGAAUCGCCAGGUAAGAAUCGAAGGGCCUGUGCAAAAAGUUUCUGAUGAGGAAUCUGAGCAAUAUUUUCACAGUCGUCCUCGAGGAAGUCAGAUUGGUGCUAUAGUUAGCCAACAGAGCACAAUUAUUCCAGGAAGGGAAGUCCUCCUGGACGAAUACAAACAGUUGGAGGCCAAAUACUCUGAUGGAUAAAUAUUUUUGUUUGCAGUGGUAAGUUGAAGUGCAUGUGUCUACCGGUAGGCUUUCAUUGAUUCUUUAUCUAUGCCUGCCUCAGCUUAGACGUAGCUCGAAUUAGAUUUCAUCAGUAGGUCCAACCAAAACUCAGUCUUGGGAAUGCUGAUUUAAUAUUGUUAAAUUGUUCGAGAUUAAUGACAUUUAAUCUGAAAACUGUAAAUUAAUGUGUCAAGUGAAGUGUAAUGACAUUUAAUUUGAAAAUCCUAGAUCAAUAGAUUGAUUGUGAAAGAAGAGGAAAAGAACUAGCGAGCAAUACCACUUUUAUUUUUUCAUUUUGGUAUUUAGCUGUAUGAACAAGUAGGACCCCCCGCCUAAUGAAGCUCAGACUUGCCUUUUGCUGAGGUCUGACUUCAUAUUUAAACUUAGCCCUCUCAGAUUCAAUUUAGAUGCAGUUUCAGAAAUGGUGCUUAAUGAGCUCAGUUAAAUUGUUCAGUUCCUAUUUUAGCAUAUGUGCUAUUAUGUAUCUCAGUGUUUUCAUGUUCAUGUAUAAUUAAAACAAACUAAUUGUGUCUCCUGUAAUCUGAUUUUUAAAAAAUUGUCUCCUGUAACCAUUUAAGUAAUUUGUCAUUUCUCUUCCCCGGCUUCGUGCUAGUAAGUUUCAAUCCCAUAUCCUUGUAAAGACUGGAGAACCUAUUUUGUCUCAU